Molecule: messenger RNA, 1579 nt
Organism: Anneissia japonica
Lineage: Eukaryota; Metazoa; Echinodermata; Crinoidea; Comatulida; Comatulidae
Product: synaptotagmin-15-like
Exons: 8
Coding region: 317-1579 (420 amino acids)
Biological process (GO): regulation of calcium ion-dependent exocytosis; regulation of dopamine secretion; cellular response to calcium ion
Molecular function (GO): clathrin binding; calcium-dependent phospholipid binding; SNARE binding
Source: RefSeq, a predicted model, not a curated record
AAUAAUAAUAAGAAUUAAUAUCGAUAAUAUUACAAUAUUAAUAUUAAUAAUACAGUAAUGUAGGACAAUAUAUACAUACUACCAAACACCAUUGUAGAUACAUUUCUAAAAAUAUCUCGGAUAUCAGAUGCGCUCUGUAUCAACAGCUGGAGGUAAGUUGCCAUAGCUACGCGCUUCAUAUGAAUAUGCCCUCAUUGUCAAUACAACAUGUAUUAUAUAUCCCAGUGUGUAACUGUCACUCGAAUUACUUAAAACUCAGAUAUUAUGGUCUUCACUGCCACACCGAGCUCCGAUAUAAUAUUUCCGUUGCGUCCUGAUGAUUAUGGUUGUCCCUUUAAUCUAUAUUGUGCCGCCAGUAACUUGUGCUAUCGUCUCCGUGUUAUUUCUCCUAUUUGUUUACGUCAUAUUGCGUUGGAAUAGGCGAGGAGAUAAUGACGAAUUUAUGAACCAGGAAAUCAUAUUGAAACAAGCGCUCAUGUCAACCACUGAAAUCGUUAAAAAUGUUGGAACUGAUUAUCUGAAGCUUCCUUCAAACGGCCUGUCGCGGUCAAGUUCCUCAAGCUCAUUCCUUGACAACAGUCCAAUUGAGUUCACGCUGCCAACCAAUGAGGUCAGAAUAAAGCUAUGCGACUCAUGCGUUGAUGGGUGCCAUAACCAUCAGCAUGACAUAGGAGAGAUUGAACCGAUGCUUUAUCAAUUUUCUGAUGACGAUCAUCAAGACAGUGCAUUGCCGCCAAGUUCGACCGGACGGCUUUGGUUUGCAGUUAUAUAUGAUCCGACAGUUGAGCAGCUUAUCGUAAACUUAGCAAACAUUACUUAUCCCCCUUGCAAAUCCAGGAGAAAUUCAUCACGUGAUGUAUUUGUCAGCUUAUUCGUUCAUCCGGACUUUGAAAAUCACAGACAAUCGAAAAUAAGACGAAAGAGUAAGACGCCAUCAUGGAACGAAGAGUUUGUUUUCCAGAUUCCUCCGAACGAAGUCAGAUCUCGUCGGCUUCGGUUUUCUGUUUGUGAAAUAGAUCGACGCCGUAAUCGAAAGUUACUCGGUCAAGUCGUCGUCAAUCUUGCUGAAAUUAGUCUCAAUAAGACCGACUUAAUUUGGCGGGAUCUACAAGUUGACUACCAAGCUGCAUUGGAUCUUGGAAGAAUACAAUUUUCUUUGUGUUUUACACCUGAAAACCACAAAUUGAAAAUAGUCGUUCUUGAGGCAAAAGAUAUAAGAAAGAUGAUAUGCGAAGGUAUACAGAUCAAGGUUCAAUUAAUGCAACGCCGAAAGGUGAUCAAAUGCAAAAAGACUUCGGUAGUUCGUGGCACGUGUGAUCCGAUAUUCAACGAGGCGUUCGUCUUCAACAUUGCCUCGGAUCAUAUGGAGAUGACGAGCAUUAUGCUCAAGUUCGUCCGAUCUCCUUCCAGCAAGCUGGGCAGUAGUAGUCAUGAUUAUGGUUUCGUCAACACAGGACCAUUCAUGCUCUUUACCCCGGGCCUCUGCAGGAACCGGACCACGGGGCACAUGUCCCGGUUACUCCGGCCUCUUGGCGCCACUGAGAGUAGCACAAAUAUUCGUAUGACAAAUUAUGAAUAA